AUGUUCGUUAUAAAAAGAGACGGUCACAAAGAACCUGUUCAAUUUGACAAAAUCACUUCAAGAAUUUCUCGUCUAAGUUAUGGUCUUGACCCAAAAAGAAUUGAUGCCGUUAAGGUCACACAACGUAUCAUCUCUGGUGUUUAUGAAGGUGUUACAACUUCUGAACUAGAUAACUUGGCUGCUGAGACAUGUGCAUACAUGACUACUAUCCACCCUGAUUAUGGUACUUUGGCUGCUAGAUUGGCUAUCUCCAAUAUUCACAAACAAACUAAAAAAAAAUUCUCAGAUGUUGUCAGUGACCUUCAUGAUUAUAUUAACCCAGCUAAUGGUAAAGCAGCACCAAUGAUUUCUGAUAAGGUUUAUAACAUUGUUAUGGAAAACAAAGAAUUAAUCAACUCUACAAUUGUUUAUGACAGAGAUUACUCUUUUAAUUACUUUGGUUUUAAAACCUUAGAACGUUCUUAUCUACUAAGACUCGAUGGUAAAGUUGCCGAACGCCCUCAACAUUUAAUUAUGAGAGUUGCACUAGGUAUUCAUCUUAAUGAUUUAGAUUCCGUCAUCGAAACUUAUAAUUUGAUGUCGUUAAGAUACUUCACACAUGCUUCCCCAACUUUAUUCAAUGCUGGUACUCCAAAACCUCAAAUGUCUUCUUGUUUCUUAGUCGCUAUGAAGGAUGAUUCCAUUGAAGGUAUCUAUGAUACCUUAAAAGAAUGUGCUAUGAUCUCUAAAACUGCUGGUGGUGUUGGUCUACAUAUUCACAAUGUUCGUGCUACUGGGUCUUAUAUUGCUGGUACUAAUGGUACUUCUAACGGUAUUAUUCCAAUGGUCAGAGUUUUCAACAAUACUGCUCGUUAUGUGGAUCAAGGUGGUAACAAGAGACCAGGUGCUUUCGCUCUAUUUAUUGAACCAUGGCAUGCAGAUAUUUUUGAUUUUAUUGAUAUCAGAAAGAAUCACGGUAAAGAAGAAAUUCGUGCAAGAGAUUUAUUCCCAGCCAUGUGGAUUCCAGAUUUAUUCAUGAAGCGUGUUGAAGCAAACGAUCAAUGGACUCUUUUCUCUCCAAGUGAUGCUCCUGGUCUAGCUGAUGUCUAUGGUGAUGAGUUUGAGGAACUAUACACUCGUUAUGAAAGAGAAGGCCGUGGUAAGACAAUCAAGGCUCAAAAAUUAUGGUAUGGUAUCUUGGAAGCACAAACAGAAACUGGUACCCCAUUUAUGGUCUACAAGGAUGCUUGUAACAUAAAGACAAACCAAAAAAACCUAGGUACUAUCAAAUCAUCUAAUCUAUGUUGUGAAAUCGUCGAGUAUUCAAACCCAGAUGAAACUGCUGUCUGUAACUUAGCAUCUAUUGCUCUACCAGCUUUCAUUGAAACUUCUGAAGAUGGUACUACUUCUACUUAUAACUUUGAGAAACUACAUGAAAUUGCUAAGGUUAUAACAAGAAACUUGAAUAGAGUUAUUGAUAAUAAUUACUACCCAGUUCCUGAGGCCAGAAACUCUAAUAUGAAGCACAGACCAAUUGCCCUUGGUGUUCAAGGUCUAGCUGACACAUAUAUGCUGUUACGUUUACCGUUUGAAUCUGAUGAAGCUGGUAUUUUGAAUAAACAAAUCUUUGAAACCAUUUACCACGCUUCCUUGGAGGCAUCUAUGGAAUUAGCUAAAAAAGACGGCCCAUACGAAUCAUACGAAGGUUGUCCUGCAUCUCAAGGUAUCCUACAAAUGGACUUAUGGAAUGCUGAACCAUUUGGUAUGUGGGACUGGGCCAAGUUAAAAGCUGAAAUUAUCGAGAAUGGUUUGAGAAAUUCUUUGACAAUGGCUCCAAUGCCAACUGCUUCUACUUCUCAAAUCAUGGGUUACAAUGAAUGUUUCGAACCAUUAACUUCCAACAUGUACCAACGUCGUGUUCUAUCUGGUGAAUUCCAAAUUGUCAAUCCAUACUUGUUACGUGAUCUAGUUGAUAUGGGUAUUUGGAAUGACAGUAUGAAACAACAUUUAAUUACUGCUAAUGGUUCUAUUCAGGGUCUACCAAACGUUCCACAAGAACUAAAGGAAUUAUACAAGACUGUCUGGGAAAUUUCUCAAAAAAAAAUUAUCGACAUGGCUGCUGACCGUUCCAUCUAUAUUGAUCAGUCUCACUCUUUAAACCUGUUCCUACGUGCUCCAACAAUGGGUAAGAUCACUAGUAUGCAUUUUUACGGUUGGAAGAAGGGUUUGAAGACUGGUAUGUACUAUCUAAGAACUCAAGCUGCCUCUGCCGCUAUUCAAUUCACUAUUGAUCAAAAGGUUGCUGAUCAAGCCGGUAAAAAGAUCGCUGAUAUUGAAAACUUGCACCGUCCAUCGUAUGUCCCAACUGGUACUAAAUUUACAGAUGGCGUUACAUUGGAGAAGACCAAUUCUGGCUCAUCGUCGUCUAGUGAAUCUAUCACUAGUGGUGUCUCUACAAUUAAGCUAAAUGAAACCGAGCCGGUUGUUCCACAAGAUGAAAAUGUUUCUCAAAAGAAAUUUGGACAAACAAGUGAAAGAAAUACUCUUCAAUCAGGUAUCAGUUGUACAGAGAGAGAUAACUGA
Molecule: messenger RNA, 2562 nt
Organism: Maudiozyma barnettii
Lineage: Eukaryota; Fungi; Ascomycota; Saccharomycetes; Saccharomycetales; Saccharomycetaceae
Gene: RNR3
Product: ribonucleotide-diphosphate reductase subunit RNR3
Exons: 1
Coding region: 1-2562 (853 amino acids)
Biological process (GO): DNA replication; deoxyribonucleotide biosynthetic process
Cellular component (GO): ribonucleoside-diphosphate reductase complex
Molecular function (GO): ATP binding; ribonucleoside-diphosphate reductase activity, thioredoxin disulfide as acceptor
Source: RefSeq, a predicted model, not a curated record